AUGGAUCCCUCUUUAUUCUUUUUCCUUCUAUCUUUCCUUAUUUCUUUCUUUAUUUCUUUUUUUCUUUAUUUCCUUCUAUCUUUCUUUCUUUCCUUCUAUCUUUCUUUCUUUCUUUCUUUCCUUCUUUCUUUCUUUCUUUCUAUCUUUCUUUCCUUAUUUCUUUCCUUCUUUCUUUCUUUCUUUCCUUCUUUCCUUCUUUCUUUCCUUCUUUCUUUCCUUCUUUCUUUCAGUCUUUCUUUCUUUCUUUCUUUCUUUAUUUAUUUCUUUAUUUCUUUCUUUCUUUUCUUCUAUCUUUCAGUCUUUCCUUCUUUCUAUCUUCCUUUCUUUAUUUAUUUCUUUAUUUCUUUCUUUCUUUUCUUCUAUCUUUCAGUCUUUCCUUCUUUCUAUCUUUCUUUCUUUCUUUCUUUCUUUCUAUCUUUCUUUCUUUCUUUCUUUCUAUCUUUCUUUCCUUCUAUCUUUCCUUAUUUCUUUCUUUCUAUCUUUCUUUCCUUCUUUCUUUCUUUCUUUCCUUCUUUCUUUCCUUCUUUCUUUCUUUCUUUCUUUCUUUCUAUCUUUCCUUAUUUCUUUAUUUCUUUCUAUCUUUCUUUCCUUUCUUCUUUCUUUCUAUCUUUCUUUCUUUCUUUCUUUCCUUAUUUCUUUCUUUCAGUCUUUCUUUCUUUUUUCUUUCUUUCUUUCUUUCUUUCCUUCUGUCUUUCCUUAUUUCUUUCUUUAUUUCUUUCUUUUCUUCUAUCAUUCAGUCUUUCCUUCUUUCUAUCUUUCUUUCCUUCUUUCUUUCUUUCCUUCUAUCUUUCCUUAUUUCUUUCUUUCUUUCUUUCCUUCUAUCCUUCUUUCCUUCUAUCUUUCCUUAUUUCUUUCUUUUCUUAUUUCUUUCUUUCUUUCAGUCUUUCUUUCUUUCUUUCUUUCAGUCUUUCUUUCUUUCUUUCAGUCUUUCUUUCUUUCUAUCUUUCUUUCUUUCUUUCUUUCUUUUUUGCUUACAGUUCUUUCAAUUUCUUUCAUUACAUUCGCGUUACUUCUUAA
Acanthosepion pharaonis is the source of this 1017-nucleotide messenger RNA. The record is from the annotation of a GenBank genome assembly. Lineage: Eukaryota; Metazoa; Mollusca; Cephalopoda; Sepiida; Sepiidae.